Messenger RNA from Caenorhabditis elegans, 1084 nucleotides. It is a transcript of the gene mrps-26, whose product is annotated as Small ribosomal subunit protein mS26. The transcript is spliced from 3 exons. Lineage: Eukaryota; Metazoa; Nematoda; Chromadorea; Rhabditida; Rhabditidae. Gene Ontology annotation, cellular component: mitochondrial small ribosomal subunit; mitochondrion. The record is from RefSeq and is marked reviewed. Bases 2 to 769 code for a protein of 255 amino acids.
AAUGUUGAUAAACAGUUCUCGUUUAUCAAUUUCUUCAACGGGACGAUGUCUUUUGGCAUCUGCCAUGUCACAAAUGGACGAAGUAUUCGGAGUACAGAAGAGACAAAUGGGACGACGGCAACCAAAGCAGGGAAAACCACCAAUUUUGCCUCCAUCGAAGAAAGUUCUCUACCACGUUGUGCAUGCUCCAUGGCAGAAACCAGAAGAUGUCGAGGAGCUCCUCUGGCGUCGUCAUGCAUACAACAAUGCAGUUAUUUCACUUCGAGAAGUAUUCCGUGCAGAACUUGCUCAAAAUGCAUCUCAUGGUCAGGGUAUCGAAGCAAUGAAAGAAGCAGAAGCACUUGAAUUAGACGAAUUAAUUGCUCAAAAUGAGAAGCGGAAUGAAGAAAAACGGGCGGCACGUAAAGAACGAGAAGCCGAAGAUGCGAAGGAAACAAAAUCUGUAAUUUUGGAAGAAAUUCGAGUUGAAUUGGAGAAAAGAAAUGCAGGCAAAAAGCAGGCAGAAGAUGAAGUUAAAAAUGCAAUUUCUCGUUCAAGUGAAUUCAUUACUCGUUCAAAUCUUGAAACUAAAAUUCUCGAAGCACUCGAAAAGCCAACAAUUUACGAUUUUGCAAUUGAUCGGGCUGGGAACAAGUAUUUCGUACCUGAACCAGUUAAAUAUCAAGAAGGAACACCAACUCGACAAAAAGGACGAUUGUAUGAUCAGACAUUGGGUACACAACAUGGAACUAUCGAAGAAGCUAAUAAGAUACAACAGAAAAGUGUUUAGAGGACAUGAUAUUUGCCAUUUCCCCAACUGGUCAUCAUCAUUCUUCCCAAAAGGGACAACAUUGUAGUCUACACACAUUUCUUCCUAAUUCGGAUGAUAACACUAUAAGAUAACUGUUCUCUGUCUCCGUCUCUUGUUCUCUCUUUCUCAUUAUUUUUUUUUGUAUUCUAUUUCCCUUUUUGAGUUUAUACAAAUUAUAUCAAUUUUUGUUUUCUUUUUCUCUGUUUCAAAUUCCAGUUUUCUAGACAUUUUCCCUUUAGAUAGACUUUUGCUGUUAUAAGUUUUUGAUUUUUUUCAUAAAUCUACAAUCGUUUC